AUGAGAGGCUAUAAGAUAAUAGUAGCGCUCAGCGCACUGCUCCCGUUACCGAUCGCGACAGCACUCCCAAGCACAGAUCCAAGCUUCGACCUCUCCAAUCUACAAUGGGAGCUUAAGCCAACCAAUAGCACCCAACAGUUCCGGGGGCUCUCCCCCGUCUCAGAGCGCACAGCCUGGGUUUCAGGAACCAACGGCACCGUUCUACGCACCACAGACGGCGGCUCGUCCUGGUCUAACGUAUCCCCUUCUCUCUCCCCCGAGAGCUCGACGGCGUUCCAAUUCCGCGACAUCGAGGCCUUCUCCGAGAAAUCCGCUGUCAUUUUGUCAAUUGGCGAGGGUAAUGCAAGCCGUAUCUACCAAACUCUCGACGGAGGCAGGUCGUGGAAAGCCACGUUCGUGAAUGCCGAGGCUACGGCGUUUUACGAUAGCAUGGCUUUCGAAAACACGAAGCAUGGUCUUGCGAUGAGCGAUCCCGUGGCUGGCAAGUUCAGACUCAUCGAGACGUGGGACGGGGGCGCGACGUGGAAAAUUGUGGACUCAGCGGGUAUGCCUGCAGCCCUCACAGGCGAGUCUGGAUUCGCGGCAAGCGGGACGUGUAUCGAGGCUGCUGCUGGGCGAUGGUAUAUCGCUUCUGGGGGCGUAGACCCAGGACGUGUCUUUCGCAGUGAAGACGGGCAUCAUUGGGAAGUGGCCAACAGUUCCCUUGCGGGCGGUGCAGCAGCCGGUGUGUUCUCGGUGAGGUUUAGAGAUAAGAAUAAUGGGAUCGCUGUGGGCGGAGACUAUGAGAAGCCCACAGGCAAGUUCAACAACGCUGCGUGGUCCAAAAACGGUGGGAGAUCAUGGCAGAGUGCAGAAAAUUCUCCGGCAGGCUACAGAUCAGGGGUGUCCUGGGUGCCGCAGCGAGGUUAUACUGCCGUGGCGGUAGGAACGUCUGGCUCAGACGUCACCUACGACGGCGGAAAGAACUGGCAAGCAAUUGGUAACGGUACGUUCGAUUCUGUUGAAUGCAUUGGUAAGUACACUUGCUGGGCGUCUGGUUCGGGCGGACGAGUGGCGCGCUUGAAGCUGCGUUGA
Molecule: messenger RNA, 1074 nt
Organism: Ascochyta rabiei
Lineage: Eukaryota; Fungi; Ascomycota; Dothideomycetes; Pleosporales; Didymellaceae
Exons: 1
Coding region: 1-1074 (357 amino acids)
Molecular function (GO): protein binding
Source: RefSeq, a predicted model, not a curated record